AUGUGAUUAAUAAAAAUGAACAGUGAGAAUAAAUAAUAAUUUAACAUUGCCGGCCACUUUCUCUUCCAUCCACAGAAGGGAAUUCGAAGGGAUGUGCACAUUAGAGAAGAGAGGCAAUAUCUUCCUCCUAACUUUAACCGGCACCGAUGAGCACCGUUUACAUCCCAACCUUAUCGACGCCGUCAGAGCCGCUCUCCGGCGCGUCAGAUCCGAAUCUACUUCCUCUUCCUCCGCUCUGAUUACCACAGCCCAAGGCAAAUACUUCUCCAAUGGUUACGAUCUUAAGUGGGCCUUAGCGGAUACCACUAAGGCACGCUCACAGCUCAUGUCCAGAAAGCUCCGAUGUCUCGUUUCCGACCUAAUCACCCUACCUAUGCCCACAAUCGCCGCCGUAACCGGACACGCUUCAGCUGCCGGCUUCGUCUUCGCGCUGUGCCAUGACUACAUCCUGAUGCGCAAGGAUCGAGGGUUUUUCUACAUGAGCGAGCUGGAUAUUAGGUUUUCGAUACCGAUUUGGUUUUCGGCUUUGAUAAAGUGCAAAAUGGGGUCGCCGGCGGUUUGGCGUGAGGUGGUGAUGAAAGCUGCGAAAGUGACGGCUGAGAUGGGAGUCCGAAUGGGUUUUGUUGAUUCGGCUCAUAAUGGAGUUGAAGAGACUGUGGAGGCAGCAAUUAAGUUAGGUGAAGAAUUGGUGAGCAGAAAUUGGGAUGGAAAAGUGUACGCUGAUUGUAGGAAAACUCUGUAUGUGGAGCUACUAAAUUCUCUUGGUUCGGAUGAGACUGUGGGAGAUUAUGGGGAUGGGGCCGCAAACAAGAGUCUAUCCAAGCUGUGAGUAGUCUAUGAUGGAUUAUGUUAUUGAAUUUUUUAAAAUUAUUAUCCUACUCGUUGAAUCCUUAAAAAAAAAAAUAUUAUGAUAUUUGUGUGCUUUUAUUAUAUUGUAUGUUAUCACCAAAUUUGAAUGUGUAAUAUAAAAUAUAUUAAAAUGUCUUA
This is a messenger RNA of Solanum dulcamara, 987 nucleotides long. RefSeq names its product enoyl-CoA delta isomerase 1, peroxisomal-like. Gene Ontology annotation, cellular component: peroxisome. Gene Ontology annotation, molecular function: delta(3)-delta(2)-enoyl-CoA isomerase activity; enoyl-CoA hydratase activity. The transcript has a single exon. Gene Ontology annotation, biological process: fatty acid beta-oxidation. Lineage: Eukaryota; Viridiplantae; Streptophyta; Magnoliopsida; Solanales; Solanaceae. The coding region runs from base 92 to 829 and encodes 245 amino acids. The record is from RefSeq and is a predicted model, not a curated record.